AUGCGUAAAGAGCUCAAAUAUAUGAUUUACGGUAAUGUACUAGUGUUAAUUACCAUACUGUAUAUCACCUUUGACCUGCUAACAUUGGCAAUUGACGACACUUUGAAAGAUGCAUUAUUGGAUGUUGAUUUGAAUCCACCACCCGGUACACCAGAGAAAGCACAGUUGAUUCCCAAAAUUAUCCAUCAGACUUAUAAAACGGAUGAAAUUCCUGGACAUUGGAAGGAGGGACGUCAAAGAUGUUUGGACUUACAUCCUGAUUACGAGUACAUUCUUUGGACAGAUGAGAUGGCGGACAAAUUUAUUGAGGACGAAUACCCAUGGUUUUUAGAAACAUUCCGCAAUUACCGUUAUCCGAUUGAACGUGCAGAUGCAAUUAGGUAUUUUAUUCUUUCACAUUUCGGUGGUGUUUAUAUUGACUUAGACGAUGGAUGCGAGAGAAAAUUAGAUCCUCUAUUAACGGUACCUGCGUUUGCGAGAAAGACGUCACCUACUGGUAUUUCCAACGACGUUAUGGGAUCAGUGCCACAUCAUCCAUUUUUCAUAAAAUUGAUGCAUUCAUUGAAAAAAUAUGACCGUAACUGGAUUAUACCGUACGUUACCAUUAUGUCUUCGACAGGACCACUAUUUGUUAGUAUGGUUUGGCAACAGUAUAAAAGAUGGGGAGUACCAAAAAAUGGGGAUGUUAGGGUUUUACAACCCGCGGACUACAAGAUGCAUGAGCAUUCAUUUUUUUCCAUUUCGAAGGGAUCAUCAUGGCAUCUAGAUGAUGCAAAAUUUGUUAAAAGCUUGCUGAACCAUAUCCUUGCAUGUGUUGUAGUAGGGUUUGUGUUUGCAUUUUUUGUUCUUUACACGGAAUACUGUCUUUACUGCUGGUUGUGCUCUACGACUGGUAACAAGAAAGCUGUAAAUUGGCGUCCAUGGUCAUGGUGGAAACAUGAAGGCGUAGAGGAAGAGAAAUUGAGACAGAAGAGGUUGAGAAAGGAUUCAAACGUUCCAUUUGUUUUGCCUCAGGUUGAAAAGGGGUUUGACGGGGAAACGGUAUGA
Molecule: messenger RNA, 1047 nt
Organism: Zygosaccharomyces rouxii
Lineage: Eukaryota; Fungi; Ascomycota; Saccharomycetes; Saccharomycetales; Saccharomycetaceae
Product: mannosylinositol phosphorylceramide synthase catalytic subunit CSH1
Exons: 1
Coding region: 1-1047 (348 amino acids)
Biological process (GO): mannosyl-inositol phosphorylceramide biosynthetic process
Molecular function (GO): mannosyltransferase activity
Source: RefSeq, a predicted model, not a curated record